AUGGACCAGGACAAUGUAGUGCGCAGCUAUAAGUACACUCCCUUGACCUUCCUGCCCCGUAACCUGUAUGAGCAGUUCCAGCGUGCAGCAAACUUCUUCUUCCUGCUCGUUGUAAUCAUGCAGUGUAUUCCUGCUAUUGCUACUCUUUCGUGGUACAUCAUCAUGCUGCCUCUGGUGACUGUACUGACAAUUCGUGGGACAAAGGACCUGCUCACAGACCUGAGCAGCUUAACACACUCGGAGGAAAGCGCUCUGUGCAUGCAUGACGCACAUGAUUGGCUAAUGUCUCUGAUGGACAGCUUCACAGCAGCACAGUGGAAAGAUGUAUGUGUUGGAGAUGUACUGAGAAUUCAUAGGGACCAGGUGAUACCGGCAGACCUGUUCCUCUUAUGCAGCACUGAACCCCACAGCUUAUGCUAUAUCGAGACAGCUGACAUAGAUGGAGAAACCAACCUGAAAUUUCGCCAGGCUCUGAGUAUCACCCACAAUGAAUUGACAAGUGGUCCAGUAGAAGAGCUUCUCCAGUUUUUUGAUGGGGUUGUUUGGUGUGAGGAGCCAAACAGUCGCCUGUAUUCUUUCAAAGGGGAGUUACACUGGCAGGGACAGUGUUAUCUGCUGGACAAUGAUCACAUACUGCUCAGGCAAACUGUACUGCGCAACACUGACACUGCAUAUGGCCUUGCAAUUUACACAGGCUCUGACAGUAAGAUUCUCAGGAACAGUGGAAACCUGAAAAUGAAGAAGACCCAGGUGGAGAAGUUUCUUAACAAAGUAGUAGGGAUGAUUGUCCUCUCAAUGCUGAUUAUCGCUCUACUCUUGGCUGUGGGAUGUGCACUCUUUGAGCAUUUGAUUUCCCCAAAUAUCGAAGUUCUCGCUGCCAUAGAUGGCAAUUUCAAGGCUGCCUACUGGGGAUUCCUGACCUUUUGGGGCUAUAUUGUCCUGCUAAGCCCUGCAAUGCCCCUAUCCCUCUACAUCUCGUUUGAGCUGAUCCAUGUGGUGCAAUGCGUCCUGAUCGAUUGGGACAUUGAAAUGUACUGUGAGGAGAGCAACAGCCCUGCACAGGUCCAAACAAAGUCUUUGUCUGAGGAACUGGGUCAGGUGGGCCACCUGCUCACUGAUAAGACGGGUACUCUCACACAGAACCACCUCCUGUUUCGCCAGUGCUGCAUUGCUGGGCAGAUUUACGGUCUGUACACUACUAUUUUUUUUUUUUUCCAAUUAUCAUCUCAUUACCAUUUAAUGGAAUAUUUAAAGAUUAUGAGAGAUUUGGCAGCAAAUUCAAAGCCACUGGACCUGAGCUGGAACUGCUUUUCAUGUGGCGGGCUGCCCUUCUCUGACCAGCGGCUGGUGGAUCGUUUGCGGGGACAGAGCUGCCCCGAGAGCAGAGAAUUCUUCACUGCCCUGGCACUGUGUCACACUGUCAUGUGUGAGUGGAGAGAUGGGUUUCCUCAUUACCAGGCAGCGUCUCCAGAUGAGCAGGCUCUGGUGUGUGCAGCUCGAGAGCUGGGCUGGGUGUUCCUGUCUCGCACACGCGAUUCCCUCAUGGUGAGCGAGCUGGGAAUCACACGUCAGUACCAAUUGCUGGCCCUGCUGGAGUUCACCAGCAAGAGGAGGUGCAUGUCAGUGCUGGUGAGAACAUCAGAGGGAGCAAUAAAACUCUACUGCAAAGGUGCGGAUGCUGUGGUUCUAGAGCGUUUACAAAAAAGCAAUAUGCAUGAAGAAAACACAAAGCAAGCACUUGAGGUUUUUGCUCAGAGCUGUCUACGGACAUUUUGUGUAGCUGUGCGCUCUGUAUGUGAAGCUCAGUGGGUGGAGUGGAGUCAUGCUCUCCGGCAGGUUGCCAUUGCAACCACUUGCCAAGAGAGUAUGCUGGAGGAGCUACAUGACCGAAUGGAAAGAGAACUGACGAUCCUUGGGGUGGCAGCUAUUGAAGACCGUCUACAAGAAGGCGUCCCAGAGACCAUUGUCAGCCUCCGGCAGGCAGGAGUGAAAGUGUGGAUGCUGACCGGAGAUAAGACUGAAACAGCUGUGAAUGUGGGUUAUGCCUGCAAGUUGAUUGAUCCAGAAACAAAACUGUUUCAAGGCGAGGAGCUCAGAGAGAUUCUUCAGUCUCCAUGUAAAGAAUUGUGUUUCAAUAAAAAUAAAGUGUCUCAUGUUUGGAGCACACACAAAAUGUCUCAAUGGAGAAAAUCUGCCGUUGUUGUUGAUGGAUUUGAACUUGAAAAUCUGAUCAAGACACCUGAGUUGGGUGCCAGGUUUGUGUAUUUGUGCAACCAGUGCCAGUCAGUGCUGUGUUGUCGUGUGACCCCAGGGCAGAAGGCUGAAAUUGUAGAGUUGGUAAAGAAGUUUGCUUCCUCCAUCACAAUGGCAAUAGGAGAUGGUGCCAACGAUGUGAAUAUGAUUAAGAUGGCACAUAUAGGGGUUGGUGUACGUGGUGUAGAAGAUGGUCAGGCUGUACAGAAUGCAGACUUUGCACUGGCACAGUUUCGCUUCUUGCGCAGACUGCUGCUGGUCCAUGGUCACUGGUCUUACCACCGCAUCUGCAGCUUUCUGAAUUACUUCCUGUAUAAAACAACUUCCUUCGCUCUGGUGAACAUCUGGUUCAGCUUGUACAAUGGCUUCAGUGCCCAGGUUAUGUAUGAGAGCUGGUUUAUUUCCCUUUACUCCAUUUUGUACACAUCCCUGCCUGUUCAGUGCUUGGGUUUAUUUGACCAGAACAUGAGUGCUGAGAGCUGUAUUCGCUGGCCAGAGCACUAUAUGGUUGGACAGAGGCAGGAGCUUUUCAACCCCAUCACCAUCUUUGUGACAUUGAUCUACGCCAUCUAUACCUCCAUCAUCCUCUUCUUCUUGCCCUUUGGGGUAUUUCAGGACUCAGACUUAGACUAUCAGACUUUGGCUGUUACUGUGGAAAUGUCAGCUGUUUUCUCAGCUACUGUUGAGAUCAGUCUACAGACUAAAUACUGGACUAAGUACAAUUUUGCUGCAGUGUUCCUCAGUCUGGUUCUGUUUUUCCUGAGCACCAUUAUCCUUCAUAGCCCUCGUCUGUUUACAUCUUCCCCCAAAGACUACAAUUUCUUUGGAGCUUCAUUAAACGCCUUCGCCAAUCCUGUUGUAUGGUUGGCAUCAUUUCUAACUAGCUGCACUGCUGUCUUGCCCUCGAUUACAAGACAAGCUCUAAAAGUGAUCCUGGUGAACCCCAACAAACACAAGAUCCAUUCAUUAAAGGAGCCAGUUGAGCUACAGUCAUGGAUCAGGAAAGAAUCUCCUCAUCACCAUUUGUCCUAGGUAAAGUCCUCGAGGCCCUAUUGAGCCCACUGUGGAUGAGACAGGAAGGAUGGUUUCCCCACUAAACAUACUGUAUGGAAAACACAAUAAAAAUACACUCCAAGAACAUUAGCAUGAUAUUAUCUUAGACAGGACUAAAUAGAUUGAUGGAUUGCUUUUCUAUAAAACAGACUAAACACAAUUUUUCAGUUUCUAUUUUGUGUAAGACACUAGGCCACUUUAAUUAAAUGUAUAUCUUUGAUAUUGAUAUUGAAGCUGUGUGCACAUACAUGAAAAGAUCCAGGUUUAAUCUAUUUUGAAUGGCAUUAUUCAUCUUAAUUUAUUUUCAUAGCUUGCUGAGUAUUUUAUCCACAGUUAGAUUAGACCACAUGUUAGUUACAAAUAGAAAUAUGGGCAAUAGUUACAUAGAGAGAUAUGUAAUGUUUACAAAGUGUUUAAGCUGUCAUUUAUGCAGACUCUCAAGCCACUGUGGGCUUUUACUGUAACACGUUCAUUUUUUAUUGCACUGACACGGGCGGUCACUCACAUUUUUGUUGAUAGUCAAAAAAAGGCAAGAAAGAGAGAGAAUAGUUUAAAAGGGAGAGCGACACUCAUUUGGGCAGCAUGAAAAUAAAAUAUGGAUCAUGAGUCGUGAUAUGGAAGAUAAGGAUGAAUGAAUGGUGUUUGUUUUGUGCCACACAUAAUUCAUGAAUGUUGUUCUUCAUUCAUUCAUGCACUUUCAGGUGCCUUUGUUGAUACCCAAGAAAGCAUAUUGUUUGUAGAAAACAUGAAAUAAGGGUAAUGUUAUUAUAUACUAUAGAGCCAUUUGUACUUAUAUGUUUAUAUUUAUAUCAUAUUUAUCCCCCCACACAAAAGAACAACAACAAAAAAAACCCCAUCUAGAGUCCCCCAAUGUAUCUCGGCCAUUUCCACCACUGAUUGUAUACACUGUAUGUCAAUGUUCUGUCACAUGAACAAGAUGUACAAGAUGUACAGUAUAUCAAACAUUCGCUCGACUUUAUUAUUUUUAAAUUUGUAAAUUUACUGGAAACUUAAAAAUAUUUUUUAAAUGGAAAUUUGGGACAUUAUACUGUACAAACACGUUGAACAAUUGAUUUUAUAAAAUCCUUCAACAUGCCCAUUCAACAUAUUCCUGCUAUUAUGUUAUGGUAAUAAACAGGGAUGUGUUCAAGGCUUUUCAAAUAAAGGAUAAAGAAAUCAGAUAUUCCCAAUUAGCUGAUGAUACCCAUCUUUUAUUGAGCCAUAAAGCUGUUAAGAAUACAAUUAUAUGUUGUCGUACUCUGUAUCCGGUCUUAAAAAAUAUAGAAAAUGUGAAAUGUGAACAGUGAACUGCUCUUGGAAAGGUGGUGUAUUUUUCCAUAUGCAAUGUUCUUCUUAAACAUGUGAUGUAAACUUUUUCCCUACUAUAUAUUCACUUGAGGGGAAAAAAACGAGACUAUCAUUCUUUAAAUGAAUGAAUACAUUGUCUAAAUCUGAAGCCUUAUCUAGCUUUGGUAAUGCUUCAUUACUUCUGGAUAUCCCUUUAGUUAUUAGGAAAAUUGACUCUAAACUUUUAGAAUGUAUAUGGAGAAAUAAAUAUCAUUACCUUAAAAAAGAAAUUAUCCUUUGACACCCACAUUAGAUUUUAACAUCCUUCCAUCUGGUGAUUUAUCUAGCAACUUUUUUGAACAUGCAUUAGCACAUGCGUUGAAUAUGAACAUGAGCUGUACAAUGAAAUGUAAUUGUAGACACUGUUUGUAUGUAAAUGUAUUUGUGUGUGUAUCAGGUUUGUAGGUGUAAUGCUUUUGUACUUAUAAUUAUUUGUAAUGCUUUUCAAUUCCACAGACUAUUUAUUUAUUUAUUUAUUUAUUACAAAUGCCUAUAUUUAUGUUUCACAAGUACAAAUUUUUUUUACAGGUUCACUUUUUUUUUUUUAUUUAAUAAGUAUAAAUUCUAUGAAUUCAUAAAAUAAUGGCAUUAAAAUGGUCUCAUAUGUGAUUUUUUUUUUUAUCUGGGUUGUU
Molecule: messenger RNA, 5285 nt
Organism: Ictalurus punctatus (channel catfish)
Lineage: Eukaryota; Metazoa; Chordata; Actinopteri; Siluriformes; Ictaluridae
Gene: atp8b3
Product: ATPase phospholipid transporting 8B3
Exons: 25
Coding region: 1-3285 (1094 amino acids)
Biological process (GO): phospholipid translocation; Golgi organization
Cellular component (GO): plasma membrane
Molecular function (GO): magnesium ion binding; ATP binding; ATPase-coupled intramembrane lipid carrier activity
Source: RefSeq, a predicted model, not a curated record